Messenger RNA from Pogonomyrmex barbatus (red harvester ant), 1029 nucleotides. RefSeq lists its product as uncharacterized. The record is from RefSeq and is a predicted model, not a curated record. NCBI's taxonomy places the organism in Eukaryota, Metazoa, Arthropoda, Insecta, Hymenoptera, Formicidae.
ACAUAGUAUUUAUUUUCUAUAUUCAAUUUUGUUUAUCAAUUUAAAGCAAUGCCAAGAAAUUAUAGUAGUUUUAUAUCUUGCAGAAUGUUUCCAGAAACAUUUGAAGUAGUGUUACAAUUAAUUGGACCAGGACUAAGAGUCAUAAAUACAUUGCCUGGAAGAAAACCUAUUUCUGCCGAAAAGCAACUUCUUAUUGCAAUUUGGUUCAUGUCUACUCCUGAUUCUUAUAGGUCUGUAUCGACGAAAUUUGGAAUUGGAAAAGCAACUGCAUUCAGAGCAUUAAGACGAGUAACAUGCUCUACAUUGUAUUGCUCCUCAGUUUAUUCAGUGGCCCAAAGAUGCAGUUGCCACAAAAAAUAAUAAGGAAAUUUGAACAAGUUUGUGAUUUUCCAAACGUGAUAGGUAUUAUUGAUGGAACUCAUAUUAAAAUUCGUGCUCCAAAAGAAGAUCCAGACUCGUACAUAAAUAGAAAAGAUUUUCGUUCAAUUAAUGUACAAGUUGUCUGUGAGUCGCGUGGACUAUUCACACAUUGUUAUGCUGGGCAUGUAAGAUCUGUGCAUGAUGCAAGAGUUUUUCGGAACUCAUCAGUGGCAGAUUUUCUUCAAUUACCUCAAAUAUAUUUUCCUAAUAAUUCUUAUAUUAUUGGAGAUGCUGCAUAUGAUAUCCAUCCACAUGUUAUGGUAUCUUUUAGAGAUAAUGGUCUGACAAAUGCGCAAAAAAAUUUUAACUAUUGUUUGUCAUCUACGAGAAUGGCAAUUGAACGGGCAAUAGGUCAUCUGAAAGUUCGUUUUAGGAUUCUCUUAGACUGUUUACCUUUAACAGAUGUUAGAAAAAUUCCAGAAUUUAUUUUGGCUUGUUAUGUAUUACAUAACAUUUGUAUUUUGCAAAACGAUAUAAUUGAACUGAUGAGUAUAUAUAGAAAUGAAGACGAAGUAAUACCUGUUUUACAUGAUAAUGCAGUUGAAUUAGGAAAUGCUAAAAGAAAUGUAAUUAUGAAUGCUUUACCAAGGAAAAUAUAACAUUAAAAUA